Messenger RNA from Melanotaenia boesemani (Boeseman's rainbowfish), 1388 nucleotides. RefSeq names its product crystallin, beta A4 (gene cryba4). Lineage: Eukaryota; Metazoa; Chordata; Actinopteri; Atheriniformes; Melanotaeniidae. The transcript is spliced from 7 exons. The coding region runs from base 363 to 953 and encodes 196 amino acids. Gene Ontology annotation, biological process: lens development in camera-type eye; visual perception. Gene Ontology annotation, molecular function: structural constituent of eye lens. The record is from RefSeq and is a predicted model, not a curated record.
AAAACUACUCAAGAACCUCGGUGUGGUAGAAUUAGUUUAUAUAGGUAAUACUACACUCAACAAUGUCUUUGAACGCAGCACUGGCUAACAAGUUAGCGUAACGUUAUGUGGGUGAAAGGUCAACAUCACCAUCCGUCACCUUCAUCUAAACAACUAAUCAAAACUUUAAUCAAACAUUUACAGCUUUUCCACUCAACGAUUAACCACGCUUUUGUUGGGGGGGACAAAGAAAAGCCCCUCCCUGCUGCUGAGCCGGGGCUUUCAGCAUGGCCCCUUGCCAGGGGAGGCUUUAAAAGGGUGGGGGCGCGUGGCUCCUCUCACUCUCACGGCAGGACAACCCAAGGGCAUCAAAGCAAGACAAGAUGACUCACCACUGCACCAAGUUCUCCGGCCACUGGAAGAUCAUUGUCUACGAUGAGGAGUGCUUCCAGGGCCGCCGCCAUGAGUUCACCUCCGAGUGCUGCAACGUGAUGGAGUUUGGCUUCGAGAGCGUGCGCUCCCUCAGGGUGGAGAGCGGAGCCUGGGUGGGUUAUGAGCAUGCCUCCUACCAGGGACAGCAGUUCAUCCUGGAGAGGGGAGAGUACCCCCAGUGUGAUGCUUUCGGAGGCAGCAAUGCCUAUCACAUUGAGAGAAUGACCUCCUUCAGACCUAUUGCCUGUGCUAACCAUAGAGAAAGUCGUAUGACUAUCUAUGAGCGUGAGAACUUCCUGGGCCGUAAGGGUGAGCUUGGCGACGAUUAUCCCUCCCUCCAGGCCAUGGGCUGGUGCAACAAUGAAGUUGGCUCUCUCAGGAUCCAGUCUGGAGCAUUUGUGUGCUACCAGUACCCUGGUUAUCGUGGAUACCAGUAUAUCAUGGAGUGUGAUCGUCACUGUGGGGAGUACAAACACUUCAGGGAGUUUGGCUCCCACUGCCAGACCCCUCAGAUCCAGUCCAUCCGCCGUAUUCAGCAGUAACAACUUACAUCAAGCCCUUUCCCUCAUAUGACCCUUCACCUCUGACUCCCACUGCCUCCCAGUGCUGAAUAAACUGUUUUUCUUAAACCUUACGGACUUCCACCAGUGUAUCUACUUAUCCAAGGUGCACCACUCACACUUCUUCACAAGUCGUAUGGUGGUAAUUAUCUGGCAAUAAAGGUUGAGCUGAUGAAAUAAAAACAUUUUAAAUAUCUGGUUUGAAAUGUGAAGAUCUGAUGCUUAAAACUUGUAUAGGAUUUUUGGCCCCAAUAAAGCAUUUCAGGUUGUUAUCUGAGAAAAUUGGUGGGAACUGCUAAAAAAAGAAAAAAAAAGAAAGAAAAAAAAGCACCAUUUCCUGUCAAUUUAUAGAUCGAAAAGGGCAAACUAAAAAAAAAGAAACAAAUUAUCUAAAAUAAAAUGAUAAAUUAUUGCUUG